AUGGCUGUUAAAAAUAAUUCCCAGAUUCACUGGGAGAAAUUCAAAGAAAUACGUAACAAAGUCAAUUCAGAACUAACUAAAGCUAAAACAGCAUUUUUCCGUAACAAAUUUGAGAACUGCGCACAAUCGAAAGAUAUGAAACAUAGUUGGAAGUUAAUUAAUAUUCUCUUAG
Molecule: messenger RNA, 172 nt
Organism: Paramuricea clavata
Lineage: Eukaryota; Metazoa; Cnidaria; Anthozoa; Malacalcyonacea; Plexauridae
Source: the annotation of a GenBank genome assembly